Molecule: messenger RNA, 924 nt
Organism: Australozyma saopauloensis
Lineage: Eukaryota; Fungi; Ascomycota; Pichiomycetes; Serinales; Metschnikowiaceae
Exons: 1
Coding region: 1-924 (307 amino acids)
Source: RefSeq, a predicted model, not a curated record
AUGACAAAAGCCACAAGAGUUGGCAAUCUCCUUGCGGUGCACGAGAUGCCAGGAGAGCAGUCUUGCUCUCAGAUACAACAAACAUAUGUGCGAAAGCUCCAGGCUGAUCUUGACAGAACAAAGAAGUUUGUAGAUCAAACAGAUGAGGCCACUGCUCAGCUCGAGGACGAAGAAGACAAAGAAACGAGGGCAGAAGAAAAAAGGGAUAAUGCAACCGAAGAAAACGGACAAAAUAAUCAAUCCAAUGAUAUUAAUCGCAAGGCCCAUUUGUUGGCGCUCUAUGAAGUUUACAAGCAGCUUCCUUAUCUGGCGAUCAAGAACGAUCUGAUAGGGAUCGCAACAGCCACGAAACUAACCGCAGAGGCUGUAAAUGAACAAAUACGCACAUCAGAGCAGUUUGAAAAGGAGAAUGCUGCUGCAAUUGAGGACAUUGAGUCACUCAAAACGAUACUUUCAGACUACCAGAAGGUAGUGACGCUACUACAAAAGCGACUCGAGAGCCAUCCAGCAAGGAUGGCCGAACUACAGAACAAAAUUAUAGAUUUAGAUACUAGAAAAAAUAAUUUGAGCUCGCUCAGGGCAAAAGCUCGCGAAUCCAGCGGAAAUGCCAAAAAAGUGGAGGAUCUGUUGUAUGUCCAUGCACAGAGGUUGAUUGUCAAGCUCCAUGCAAUGAUGGAUUGGGAAAAUACCAGUGUGGCAGAUGAAAGCACGUUUCGCACAAACAUAUUGCGAAGCAGUACUUUUCUCAAGACUUUGGUGUCUAAUCUUGUAAGUUUCGAGUCCACCUGGGUAUCAGUGGGCAAGGGCACCUCCGAGGAGCACUUGGCCAAAUUGAUGAUACAGCAUGGUAUUUUACAGGAAAGAGAUACGCAACACGAAGGAUUUGAAGGCUACGAAGUGGCAUUACGAAGGUAUGGAUAUUAG